AAAGUACUCUAAAAAAUAGAGAAAAGUAAAAAAAAAACAACCUAAAAAUAAAAUUUACCCUUCUUUCUAGUUUUUACAGUUUUUCUGUAGUGGAGAUAGAUAUUGAAUUUUGGAGAGAGAAAAACAAGGGAAAAAAGCGAAAACGAGAAGUUUUUUUUUAGAGAGAGAAAAGGAGAGAAGAGUUUUUAGAGAGAGAAAAUAAUGGCGGAACAACUCACCGACGAGCAGAUCGCCGAGUUUAAGGAAGCUUUCAGCUUAUUUGACAAAGAUGGCGAUGGCUGCAUCACAACCAAGGAGCUUGGAACAGUGAUGAGGUCCCUUGGUCAGAACCCAACUGAGGCGGAGCUCCAGGAUAUGAUCAACGAGGUUGAUGCUGAUGGAAAUGGUACAAUCGAUUUCCCAGAGUUUCUCAACUUGAUGGCCAGAAAGAUGAAAGACACUGAUUCUGAGGAGGAACUCAAGGAAGCUUUCCGUGUCUUUGAUAAGGACCAAAAUGGCUUCAUCUCUGCUGCUGAGCUACGCCAUGUGAUGACAAACCUUGGAGAGAAGCUCACCGAUGAAGAAGUGGAUGAGAUGAUCCGUGAGGCUGAUGUCGAUGGUGAUGGCCAAAUCAAUUACGAGGAGUUUGUCAAAGUGAUGAUGGCCAAGUAAGGAUGGUGACUGACAAGGAGGGAAAAGUCAAAUUUGUAAAAUGGCUUAGUGAAUUAUUAUGGGACUUAUAGUUUUUUUUUUUUUCUAUCUUUAGUAAUUUCUGAUGCAUGGAAACCAGACAUUUUAGUGAUGUUGUGGUUUUGUAAUUGUUUGAUCAUCCCUGUUUACCCAUUUGUGUAAUGCUGUCUUGUCUUGGUGACUUCAAAAUUAUCUGGUUUCUAUUGUAUCUCAAUCGGAUGGGAGAAUCGACUAAUUUUGAUGAAUGACCACGUUCUAUCUAA
Molecule: messenger RNA, 932 nt
Organism: Spinacia oleracea (spinach)
Lineage: Eukaryota; Viridiplantae; Streptophyta; Magnoliopsida; Caryophyllales; Amaranthaceae
Product: calmodulin
Exons: 2
Coding region: 202-651 (149 amino acids)
Cellular component (GO): myosin II complex
Molecular function (GO): calcium ion binding
Source: RefSeq, a predicted model, not a curated record